Molecule: messenger RNA, 2346 nt
Organism: Aureobasidium subglaciale EXF-2481
Lineage: Eukaryota; Fungi; Ascomycota; Dothideomycetes; Dothideales; Saccotheciaceae
Exons: 3
Coding region: 1-2346 (781 amino acids)
Biological process (GO): transmembrane transport
Molecular function (GO): transmembrane transporter activity
Source: RefSeq, a predicted model, not a curated record
AUGGUCGCAGAGAAGAAGGACGACGGCCAGGAAGGCCGCACCUGGCCAUGGAAAAAGCAGGCCAGCGACUCACGGACUGAGUCAGAAGAGUCCCUCAAACGGCCCGUCAAAUGGAGUUUAGGCAUCUUGAACGACAGAGAGACGGAUGAAGUACCUGGCUCUGUGCUACUACUCUCCAAUGUUUCGAAUCGUAACGAACCGCUCGGUCUUCGCAACACGCCUGCCAGAACAUCGACCUCGUCUCUCCCCUCUCCCUUUCCUUACACAACCCACUCGCACAACGGCUCCAUCGCUCCGCGCUCUCGUGCGGGCUCUAUUAUACCACCGACUCCGGACAAGAAACAGACCGGAGACGGCAUUGUCCUUGAACCACAACCCGAUGAAUCCUUGAACGAUCCGCUGAACUGGCCAAAGUGGCGGCGAGAUUGUGCUUUGCUCUCACUGGGCUUCUUCUGCAUGCUUGGUGGAGGUAUGACGCCCGUUCUCGCUGCAGGUUUUGUCAAUGUCUCGGAAUCUUUCAACAUAUCAGUCGCCCGGACCGCCCUCACAACUGGUCUCUACAUGCUCGGGCUUGGUCUCGGCAGCGUCAUUGCUUCUCCCACUGCUAUUCUGUACGGCAAGAGACCUGUGUAUCUAGUCGCCUCGGUCAUAUUUGUGCUGUCUGCUGUCUGGUGCGCUUUAUCGCCCAACUACGCCUCCUUGGUAAUUGCUCGCAUCAUCAUGGGUAUCGCAGUCAGCCCUGUCGAAUGUCUUCCAUCUGCGACCAUUGCCGAAAUCUUCUUUUUGCACGAGCGUGCUUACCGCCUAGGUAUAUACACUCUUCUCCUUCUCGGUGGUAAGAAUCUUAUCCCGUUGGUGAGUGCCGCAAUUAUACAGGCCUAUGGCUGGAGAUGGGUCUUCUGGAUCGUGUCUAUGGUGGUCGCAUUCGGUGCGGCCUUACUGUUCUUAUUCGUCCCCGAGACCUUCUGGGACCGCACUCCAAGGCCCUCCAGGCACUCACAUAAGCACCACAGGCCCAGAUUGAUGAGCAACAUCUCAAUUGCUUCCAUCUUCCAUCGAGGUCACGCCGAUACCCAUGCACACGAGGCUGCUCCCGAGCUCGAAAAGGGAGAAAAGUUCAGCUUGCCUCAAGAUGAGAGUCCGACCAAGGCCAAAGGAGAGAAGCGUGUGUCAAAGCACGCUCACUUCAGCGAACCCGACGAUGACGAACUUGCACCCGAAGAAAGUGCGAAGCCAGAUGUGCCUGCCUUGAAGCGUACAUCUCCCGAGCCUCCAGAAACUCCUCCCGCGCCCCAGACACCAUCAAAUCACCAGACAGUCGCUUCGUUGCAACUUCCCUCCCCAGGACCGCAGCCUAUCUCGCCUAUAUCACAACUCUCGCCACAGGCAAGUGCGCUAUCGCCAGGAUCCCAGCACCUGUCUCCUGGAUCACACUUCUUGUCGCCAGGAGAUGAUCCAUUUGUAUCAUAUAGAUCCGAGUCCACUCACAUGCGAUCAAACAGUGCGCAAUUUGACAGUAUACCAUCCCGCGGUCAGUCUGUGGAUGCAAAUAACCCUGGAUCAGUAUAUACGUCCUUCUACCGCGCCGCACCCCCAAAGUCCUUCGUCGAGACCUUGAAGCCAUAUGCCGGUCGCUUGUCUCAGGACCAUUGGGGCAAAGUCGCUCUUCGCCCAUUCAUUUUGUUCGCGUAUCCCGCCAUUCUUUGGUCCUCGCUUGUGUACGCAUUAUCUGUAGGCUGGCUGAUCGUCCUCUCUGAAUCCGUCUCUGUCAUCUACGAGAACCGCGAGACAUAUCACUUCACCUCCCUUCAAGUCGGUCUUGUCUACAUCUCUCCUUUCGUCGGCGGUAUCCUAGGAACGGCCGUUGCGGGUAGAUUCUCCGACGUCAUUGUCCGCUACAUGAGCAGAAAAAACGAUGGUAUCUAUGAACCUGAGUUCCGUCUCGUCAUGGCGAUCCCAGUCACUCUGAGCACGGUCAUCGGACUCAUGGGCUACGGAUGGAGCGUUUCCGAACGAGACGCUUGGAUUGUGCCAACAGUGUUCUUCGGCAUCAUCAGUUUCGGCUGUUGUGUAGGAAGUACAACAGCAAUCACUUUUGCCGUCGACAGUUAUCGCCAAUAUGCCGGAGAAGCACUGGUGACGCUCAACUUUUCUAAGAACAUCUUCCACGGCCUAGUCUUUUCCCUCUUCUUCAACCACUGGCUCGAAGCCGAUGGUGCGAAACCGGUUUUUUUGGCUCUCGGCGGCAUUCAAUUGGGCUGUCUGCUCUUUACGAUUCCCAUGUAUAUCUACGGCAAGCGUGCUCGUAUGUGGACGGUGAGAAAGAACUUGAUGGAGAAGUUUUGA